Molecule: messenger RNA, 309 nt
Organism: Aureobasidium musti
Lineage: Eukaryota; Fungi; Ascomycota; Dothideomycetes; Dothideales; Saccotheciaceae
Source: the annotation of a GenBank genome assembly
AUGAGUAAGAAGUUGACUUGUGAGGAGCUUGUCAAUGUCGGAUAUAUCAAUGGAGUCAUGGAUGUCAAGCCUGGCGAGGAUGCCAAGUUUAUGGACUUGGUUCUGAAGGAGGUUGAUGAUAGACUCGGCAAGCACCUGAUCCCGGAUAGUCUUAUGGGUAUCAAGAAGUUGAUUAGAAGACCUGAGAGGGAGCUUUUGGAUGCUCAGGGUGUUGCUGAGGUCUUUGGUGGAUUGGAACGAUUCGUCAGUGGUGUACCGCAGGAGCAGUUCAGGAAAAUUGCUUCUGGCGAGAAGAAGCACAAGCUGUAG